This is a messenger RNA of Cajanus cajan (pigeon pea), 1866 nucleotides long. It is a transcript of the gene GT72B1, whose product is annotated as UDP-Glycosyltransferase superfamily protein. NCBI's taxonomy places the organism in Eukaryota, Viridiplantae, Streptophyta, Magnoliopsida, Fabales, Fabaceae. Gene Ontology annotation, molecular function: UDP-glycosyltransferase activity. The record is from RefSeq and is a predicted model, not a curated record.
UCACCCUCAACUCAAGCACACAAUAAUACUAUAUACUAUAUAUUUAUUCAAUUAAAUAUGAUUUACGAGUACUCUCCAUUAUAAGUAUAACCAUUCCCAAUUAUUAAAAAAAGGAAAAAGAGUUUAACUGAAAUUGAAGCGCUGCCAUGCCCAUGGCAGUGAGGCAACCUAGUUGCUAUAAAUACAAAUAAACCCCUCUCUCUUGUUCAUCACAAGAAUUAAGAAAAUAGAAUUCCAGCAGCACACCAUGGAAGUAGCAAAACAAGAAGCAAGAGUGGCACCCGCACCCCCCAUGGUGGCCAUGCUCCCAUCGCCCGGCAUGGGGCACCUAAUCCCGAUGAUCGAGUUCGCCAAGCGAGUCGUCCGCUACCAUAACCUGGCUGUCACCUUCGUAAUCCCCACGGACGGCCCACCUUCCAAGGCCCAAACCACCGUCCUCCAGGCCCUCCCCCCUUCCAUCUCCCACACCUUUCUCCCCCCCGUCACGCUCUCCGACCUCCCCCAAGACUCCAAAAUCGAAACCCUAAUCUCCCUCACCGUCCUCCGCUCCCUCCCCUCCCUCCGCGACACCUUCCACUCCCUCUCCGCCACCCACACCCUCGCCGCCCUCGUCGUCGACCUCUUCGCCACCGACGCCUUCGACGUCGCCAAAGAAUUCGACGCCUCCCCCUACGUCUUCUACCCCUCCACCGCCACCGUCCUCUCCCUCUUCCUCCACCUCGGCACUCUCGACAAGGAAAUCCAGUGCGAGUUCAAAGACCUGCCCGAACCGGUGAACAUCCCCGGCUGCAUUCCCCUCCAGGGAAAAGACCUACUCGACCCGCUUCAAGACCGCAAAAACGAAGCCUACAAGUGGGUCCUCCACCACGCCAACAGAUACAGAGAAGCCGAGGGAAUCAUCGUGAACAGCUUCCUCCAGCUGGAACCCGGUCCAAUCAAGGAGUUGGAAAGCGAAGAACCGGGGAAGCCUCCGGUUUACGCGGUUGGACCGUUGGUCCGAAUGGAAUCCGGUUGCAGCGGUUGUGAUUGUUUAGCCUGGCUGGACGAACAGCCACGUGGAAGUGUCCUAUUCGUGUCAUUCGGCAGCGGUGGGACCCUCUCCUCUGCUCAGAUCAACGAGCUGGCCCUGGGCCUGGAAUCUAGCGGGCAACGGUUUCUGUGGGUGGUGAAAAGCCCAAGCGAGAAAGCCGCAAACGCCUCUUACUUCAUCGCGGAGAGUGAAGCGGAUCCGCUACACUUGUUACCGGAAGGGUUCGCGGAAAGAACAAAAGGCAGGGGCCUGUUGGUUCCUUCUUGGGCCCCUCAGCCCCAGGUCCUGGCCCAUCCCUCCACGGGUGGCUUCUUAACCCAUUGCGGCUGGAACUCUAUCCUGGAGAGCGUGGUGAAUGGCGUUCCCCUGCUCGCCUGGCCUCUCUUCGCGGAGCAGAAGAUGAACGCCUUCAUGCUCACGCACGACGUCAAAGUGGCUCUCAGGCCCAAUGUUUCCCAGAAUGGCUUCGUGGACAAACAUGAAAUCGCCACCGUUGUCAAGUGCCUCAUGGAAGGUCAAGACGGGAAGAAGCUUCGUUACCGAAUCAAGGAUCUCAAGGACGCCGCUGCCAAGGCUCUCGCUCACGACGGUGCCUCCACCAACCAUAUCUCCACUUUAGCUCUCAACUGGACCAACAAACCACCAACUCUAUCAAAUUUAAAUUAAUUUUUUUAACUAUUAUUCCUCCUGCACUUAGCUUUUUUUUCUUUUUCUUUAAUUCUGCUCCAGUUGUUUAAACUAGUAGUAGUACAUAGUAUUAUUAUUUAUAUUUUUAUUUAUACAUAUAAGGUGAUGUUACGUAAUUAAUUUGGGAUGAUUUAGUUUUCUUUGGUUUA